AUGAAGCUGUUCAACUCUUUAUGGAUCAUAGGGUUAACCCUAGUCACAUUCUUGUCAUCCCCUGUGACCGCAAGAAGAGCUCUAUCCUCCCGUUCGUUGGUGACUUGCAUGGAUAACUCCAAAAUAUCCCCCACAUACUUUAACGUUACGUUUAACCCCGAUGACGGAUCCUUACAUUACCAAGUGGACUUAACCACAGAAUUGUCUUCUUAUGUCCGAGCAAGUGCCCAAGUUUAUGCUUACGGGUUCCUUAUUAUCUCCAAAGACUUGAACUUGUGUGACAUGGGUUGGAAGCAGUUUUGUCCCAUGUAUCCUGGUUCUAUGCAAAUCGAAUCCAUUGAAUAUGUCUCCAAGAAAUACAUUGAUAUGAUUCCCGGAAUAGCCUUCACCGUGCCCGACAUCGAUGCCGUAUUGAAGUUGCUGGUCUAUGACAUUAGCAGUGGUGAAAAGUUGGCUUGUGUCCAAGCAAGUUUCUCUAACGGUAAAACUGUGUCUCAAACCGGUGCCAAAUGGGCUACGGCCGUUAUCGCCGGAUUGGGACUCCUUAUUAGUGCUUUAUUAUCAACUUUUGGUAACUCUAAUGCAGCUUCUCAUAUUUCUGCUAAUGCCGUGUCGCUCUUCCUUUACUUCCAAAGUGUGGUCGUAGUGUCUAUGCAACAUGUGGAAAGAGUCCCUCCCAUUGCUUCUGCUUGGGCCGAAAACUUGGCUUGGUCAAUGGGGUUAAUUCAAGUUCUGUUUAUGCAAAAGAUCUUUAGAUGGUACGUACAAGCCACGGGGGGGAAUCCAACCACUUAUUUUCUUGGAACCUCAAAGCAAAUCUUGGUGCAAAGAUCUUUGGACUAUUUGGAUUCAUUGCAUGAGUUAGUUAGAAAUAACUAUGUGAUGCCUGCUAAAAGAGCUUUGGAUUUCUCUUUGAAAUCAAAUUCAAAUUUAAUUGUUUUAAGAGGUAUUAAACGGAUUGGUUUCAAUUCUCAUAUCGAGCCUACUUCGAUAGUGGUCACGGGGUUCACCUUCUUUGUCUUGUGUGGAUUUGUGUUGACGAUUAUCAUUGUCCUAAUCAAGAAUGCGGUCACAUUGUUGAUCAGAAUGGGUAAACUUCAACCAACAAGACUCUCACACUUUAGAACCCUGUUCACCAAUAUCUUAAAGGGUACCUUAUUAAGGUACAUUUACAUUGGGUUCACCCAAUUGGUUAUCUUAUCACUUUGGGAAUUCGUACAACAAGAUUCUCCUGCGGUAAUUGUUUUGGCAGUUCUUUUCCUUAUUCUUUCCCUUGGAAUGAUUCUGUAUGCACUUUAUAAAACCUGGCACUAUGGGAAACUCUCUAUUCAACUUUAUAAGAAUCCAGCAGCUAUUCUUUAUGGUGACUCCGGAGUUCUUUCCAAAUUCGGUUUCUGUUAUACCAUGUUCCAUGCCCUGAAAUACUGGUUUGGAAUCGUUCUUGUGGUGUAUACGUUGGCUAAGGGGAUUUUCGUUGGGUUAUUCCAAUUCUCCGGUAAGGCAUCAUCUUUGGCGUUAUUCAUUAUAGAUUUGGCUUACACCAUCUAUUUGUUUAUGAGUGCUCCUUAUUUGAACAAGGCCACCAAUAUUAUUAACUAUACCAUGUCCAUUGUGAUUACGUUAAAUUCAUUUCUUUUUAUCUUCUUCUCCGAUGUGUUUGGUCAACCAGCACCUGUGGCUUCAAUUAUGGGGUGGGUAUUUUUCAUUCUUAAUGCCGCCUUUUCCUUCUGUCUUUUGGUAUUGAUUGUGGUGUUCAUUGUGUAUUCAAUCAUCUCCAAAAACCCAGAUGCCAGAUUUGCACCUGCAAAAGAUGAUAGAGCAUCGUUCCAAAGAAUGUCGUCCAUGAGAAACCCAAGAAAGAGAGCGUCGACUUAUGCUAGUGGCACUCCAAAGGGUGCUUCCCUGGAAGAUGUUGCUAAUGAUGAACUAGCUGCCUUGGGGAUCGCUGCGCAAGACCAUACCAAGGAUUGGGAAGGUCAAAUGUAUAAGUUGAACAAUAUUUCCGAACAGUUUAUGAAUAAUGUUGAUAAUGAGGACCCUCUUCGGAACAGGAGUUACUCCAAUCUUGAUAAUGAUAGUGUGGCCAAAUUAACACCCUCAACCGAACAACAACGGGUGUUUAUGAAUGAAGACAUGAAUACAUCAUCAUCAUCUGGUGAAGAAAAGGAUGGAAGUUCCCAUGAAGUUGAAAAGGAUUUGACCAGCAAUAAACAGAGAUUAUCCAUGUUGAAAUCCAGAUGGUUAAAGUUCGGAGGAAAGGAAAAUAGCGGUAUUAACUCCGAACGUAUAGAGGAGAACACUGCUCUCACUGCUGGCAAUGAAGAAGAUCAUCCAUUAGAGGCAAACAAAUAUAAUGACACUGCUAAGGAUAGUUUUCCAGAAAUGACCACUUCCCCUCAUAAAGCAUUUGAAGAACAUAAGCGUGACAUGAGCUACAGUUCCAACAUUUCAAACAUGAGCCAGCAACCAAUGGGAACCAGGAACAUCAUCUAA
This is a messenger RNA of Lizanozyma spartinae, 2493 nucleotides long. RefSeq names its product putative flavin adenine dinucleotide transporter (gene FLC1). Bases 1 to 2493 code for a protein of 830 amino acids. NCBI's taxonomy places the organism in Eukaryota, Fungi, Ascomycota, Pichiomycetes, Serinales, Debaryomycetaceae. The transcript has a single exon. Gene Ontology annotation, biological process: transmembrane transport; fungal-type cell wall biogenesis. The record is from RefSeq and is a predicted model, not a curated record.